Vicia villosa (hairy vetch) is the source of this 372-nucleotide messenger RNA. RefSeq lists its product as uncharacterized. The record is from RefSeq and is a predicted model, not a curated record. Gene Ontology annotation, molecular function: nucleic acid binding; zinc ion binding. NCBI's taxonomy places the organism in Eukaryota, Viridiplantae, Streptophyta, Magnoliopsida, Fabales, Fabaceae. The transcript is spliced from 2 exons. The coding region runs from base 1 to 372 and encodes 123 amino acids.
AUGGAGAGUGUUUCUCACUACAAGUCUUCGAAUAAUGGGAAAGGGAAAGGACAAUACCGUGGGAAACCGUAUGAUGAUAAGAAGAAGCAGAAAUAUGGUUAUUGCGGGAAGCCAAGUGGGGGAGGAGCUAGUACUCCGAUUAAGUGCUACAAGUGUGGUGUCGAAGGACAUCGUGCUAAUGAAUGCAUUAAGAAUUCAGGAAAGUGUUUCAAGUGUGACAAGCCGGGUCACAAAGUUGUGGAUUGUAGAGUUGGUUUGGGUGUGACUUUCUACAAUUGUGGUGAAGCUUGCAGUGAUUUCGGUGGUGAUUCUGAGAUACCGUUGAAGGCCAUGGAGAAGAUGAAUUUAAGUGUGAACUCUGAAGAUUGUUGA